AAGUAGGCAUCUAAUUGCCAAAGGAAAAGAUAAAUCACCAACAGAAAAAUUCUCACGACGUAUGCUUUCAGGUCGUAUGAUGUAAGAAACCAAUCAAAUUCCACUUGCGAAAACUGAAUUUUGGGGACACCGUAGUCUUAUGUCUCUUCUCUGAUAUACCGUGAAUAAAAUAAAGUCCUUUAAGAUUGCUGUAGAAUUUCUGGCAACAGUAUAAUUAUUAUGAAAACAAAACAAACAUGGCUCCGACCAUUGUAUUUUCUUCGUCUGUAAUCAAGAGAAAUUUGUUUUAUUUGUAUCAACAACUUACUGCUGCUCUGAAUAAUAGUAGUGUCGUCGUAAAAUUUAUAUGUUUGAUAAAUAUAGUUUUCUACUUUCUUUCAUUCAGUGAGACCGCUGUUAAGAUAAUAUGUGUUACACCAGGAUUUAUAAUUCCUCCAAAUUUCUGGGUGUGGACUGCUUUUACCCAUUGUUAUUUAGAAACUAGAUUGUGGAUGCUGUUGGUUGACAUUAUAACGGUAGGAUUAUGUGGAAAACUUUUGGAACCAUUAUGGGGAGCGAUGGAAAUGUUGACGUUUUUCGCACUUGUGAAUACAUCAGUUGCAUUUUUGUCAGUUAUGUUUUACAUUGUUGUUUUCACCAUUACUUCCGAUCCUCGAUAUUUGUUUUCUGUACAAAUCCAUGGUUUAGCUGGAUAUUGUGCAGCUGUGUCGGUUGCUGUUAAACAGAUAAUGCCAGAUCAUGUGUUGCUGUCUCUUCCUUGUGGCAAAGUAAGGAACAGAAAUGUACCUGUUAUUGUUCUUCUGUUAAGUCUUAUUUUAUGGCCUUUAGGAGUCAUUAAGGGAACUUACCCUGUGAUGUUUACUUCGGGUUUGUUGUCUUCAUGGGUAUACCUGAGGUUUUAUCAGCAUCACAGCAAUGGAACUGCUGGUGAUAUGGCAGAUGGUUUUACUUUUGCUAGCUUCUUUCCUUCUAUUAUGCAACCCCCGCUGAUAGUUAUUUCAAAUGCUGUUUUUGGAUUUCUAGUAUAUAUUAAGCUUUGUAAAAAGCCAAUUCGCAAGUAUAAUUUAGCUGCUUCAACAUCAGUGAUCCUGAACAUUCCUGGCACAGAACCUCAUGAUGCUGAAAGGAGACGGCAAAUAGCAUUAAGAGCUUUAAGUGAAAGACUGAAUAAAGUGGAACAAGUGUCUUGGCCUUCAACCCUUGAAGAAAUAAAAACAUCAGACAAAAGUAAGAGUGUUGGCAUAACUAUGCCUCCAGCAUUCUCAGAUCAUCAAAGUUCAUAUUUGGUCUCACCUACAACUACAUCACAAUCACAGAAAGAUAUUAAGAUAGAUAGUAUACCUGCUGAUCAUCAGCCAUUACAGCCAUCAUCAGUUGAACUAUGAUUUUUGGAAACUUAUUUCUUUAAAUAUUUUGAACUUAAUCCAACAAGACAGUUCUUAAAACUUAGUAAAAAUCAGAACAUAUGAGAUUUCAUUUAUAGAAGUCUGAAAUUCAGAGUUAAGAGGUUCCACUUGAUGGAUGAUUUUAAUCUCUUUGCUUUUACAGAAUAGCUAAGGGAAAAAAGAAAGAUGAUAUUUCUCCUUUCUGAUAAAACUUCAUUUGUUUUAAAGAUAUUUAUUGACUGUGAUUGUAGACUUUAUAGGCAGAAUUUAUUUCUGGAAAAAUCAUCUCACAUAAGUUUUUAUUUUUUAUUAUUGUUUGACAGUGAAAUUCUAAAUGCAGUUUUGAUUAGAUUAAAAAUAAUGUUUGAAAUGAAACAGAUGUUCUUUUUGAAAGUAAAUCUACUAUUGUUUUUCAUUUUAAACUGUAUGUUCAAAAUAAUCAAUGUAUUUUCAUUGAAUUAAAAAAUAGAAACUGUUGAAUGAAUAGUAAUACUUUGAAUUUUCACUGAAUUAAUCACUUUUAAAAAAUCAGCAACUAUUUUUUUUUAUUAUUCUUAAUACAGAUCAAUAAUUUGGCAAUUUUACAGAUCAAUUUGCAUUUGAAAAUCCUGCUCUAUAUUCAUUAAUAUUUUGUUAAAAAUAAUAAUUUAAAAUAAACUUGAAUUGAAUACAUAUAUAUGUAAUGAUAUUUUAAACUCUUAAUUUAAUCCAAACUAAUGUCCAAGAUUUUUUCUUAAUUUAGCUAAUCGUAACUUCAUUCUAAAAUAUUCUCUUAUUUCUUGAUCCAAUUUUCCCUUUCGGUCUGAUUAAUUCCUUUGUAAAAAUAAUGCACCAUUAGUAUUACAUAUCAAAUGAAAGUGAUAUCUUUUGUACCCUUCAAAAGAUGUCAAAGGUCACACUUGUAUUGAAUUGGCGCCUGGCCAGAAAUCCUAUGUUAUAUAAGACUAGCGAUCAUUUGUUCGUCCAUUUUGGCUUUCUGUUUUUAUGCAGUUCUGUGCCUUUUCGUAAAUAGUUAUGUUUGUCUCCCGGGAGAGAAGAGAGAGAAUAAAACGAAAUUAGAAAUACAAAGUCUCUUCACUGCUUGUUCAACCUGCAUUCUACUUAAACCAAAAAUAUGUUACAUAUUAUUUAGCCGACAGAAUUCGAAUUUCAUUACAUAUAUAUAUAUUAUUUUUCAAGGAUUAUUAAGAAUCAUUUUCUGUUUACUAGAUUAGCUCAAAUUUAUUGUGAAAUUAUUUUUAUGGGUAUUUAAAUAAAGAAAAUAGUUUUCUUAAGAAAUAUUUGAAGUUUUCUGCCAUUAACCCUUUCUAGGGCCGUGGGAAGUAUGCUUCCCACCAAAUUUAUCAAUCUUUGUAUGAAAUUAUGUAAGUUGGCAAAUUUUUUUAGCAAGUCAGAAACUUAGAUGCUUCAGUUCUUUAUCUCAGACAAAAUGAUGUGUCUUGAUUUGUUACUUAAUUAUUAAUUAACCAAAUUAAUUAAAUAAAUUAAAUUUAUCUAAUAAGCUAAAUGAAUCCCUUUUCUUAUUCUAAUUUGAAGCCUUAAAAUAUUUUAACUAAUAACAUAAUAUGACUAGAAAAAAAUGGCCCCUUAAAGGGUUAAGUGAAGGUACAAUACAUUUUGACAGUUUUAACACUGCUUCAUUAAUGCAGUGUUAAAACUACAAUUUAUAUUGAUUAUAUGCAUCUUAAGUUUUGUUUGCAGUUCAUUAAAUUUUUCUCUUUCAUUUGUAUGUUUACUUUUAUUGUAAUUUAUGUAUAACAUUAGCAACAUUAGCUAAGUAUAUUAACAUUAGCAAUCAAGUUGUAAAUACUUUCGAUAUAUUUAUGAACUACGUCUUCAGAGAUCCAUUAUUCAGAUUGAUAUGAUAAAAUAUAUGUUGUUAAAAAAGUACUUGUUAUUGAUUUUGAAUGUUUUUCAACAUAUAAACUUCGUUCAUUUGUUUCAUUAUGUUUGAGAAUCCAAAAAUCAUCUUUUGAGAAUAUUUUAAAUAAGAUUAUUUAUUAUUGUAAAAAAAAAAAAAAAUACAAAAUGCAUUGAACAUGAAUUUCUGCCUUAAAAAGAUUUCGAAAUAUAUAGAAUUUGUAUUUUCAAUCUUACUUUAUAUUUGAUGAAUUGAAUGCCUACCUUUGUUGAUCUAUUGUGCUUAUUUUUUGUGAUUUAGAAUAGCCUUCAUAUUUAGAAUUUGUGAAUAUAUGUAUUGCCCAAUGUUUCUUAAAAUAUUUAUUUUAUCUAAUUUUUGUUUAUUGUAUUUUUCAAACUUUUUGUUAAAUUCAAUUUAUACUGGCUGUUUAAGCUACUAAAAAAAUGUAAAGGUGUUCCACCCUCCAAUAGAUUUAUUGAAUAUGAAAUGAAAAUAUUAGCAUACACAAAAUUUGGAGAGUCUUAGGAAUUACUUUGUCACAAUAUAUUUAUAAACAAGCACAAAUGAAAAAAAAUAAUAUUUGCAAAUUAUUUCUCAUUAGCUAUAUUAAUAUAUUGUUGAUUUGUUGGGUUUAAUAUUCACUUAGUUUUUAAAAUACUUCAUUUUCAAAACUUAAAAGAAUUUCUACAUUUCAGCGGAUUCUAAUAUCAAUUAGUAAUGUUAACAUUGCUCAUAUCCAUGUUACAUCUGGGUGCUUUGAUUUUUUACUGUCUCAUAUACAAAGUAUAGAAGGAAAAAAACCUCGAGAUUUUGAUGUAUUUCCAUGUUUUAGAUCUUCUGGAGUUCUAAAAACAUAUUUUUGGAAGAUGUCUGUUUGUGAAAAAGGUAACUCAAAAAUGCUGUGAAUUAGAUGGAUGAAAAUCAAUAUAUGGCCUUUACAUUUCGGUAUAUGGCUCAAAUUUAUAGUUUUUCCUGUCAAAUUUUGAGCAAGAUUUAUUCAGAGUAAGUCUGUCUGCCCGAUUGUUCAAAUAUAAGUUAACACAAUAAUUAUAAAACGAAGGAAGCUAGAUGGAUAAAAUUCGGUACACAUAUUUAACAUCUAGUUGUAGACGCCUAUCAAAGUUGAGAAAAUUCAACCAGGAGUUGGAAGUUGUUGGUCUAUACUUUCAGAAGUAUGUAAACGCGAUUACUCAAAUAUGCAAUGAUUAAAUAUAUCAGAUUUGGUAUGUGAUGAUGUAACUGCAAUUAUAGUUCUGUGUCAAAUUUUGGUCUCAAUCAUUUAGGAAAAAAUGCAUCUAAAACACAAAUUUAUCUUUAUUAGAGAAUAUGUUAGAAAGUUUCGAGGUGACUGCUCUCGCUGGUUUUCUUAUUUUAAGUUACAGUUUUUAUAGCAAAUUUAAAGUUUAAAUUUUUAUUGUUUCCUUUCUGAUAUCUUUCACGCUAUUAUUGUUUUUGUUGUUACUUUUUAAAAAAAUAUAAUCUAUGCAUCAAUCUCCUUUGAUUUCAAUUCUUAGUUUUUAUCUGCUGGCUGUUUAAAAAAAGAAAGAAAACUAUGUUUUAACCCAAGGAAAUUCGGAUAAAAAUUAGAUUCAAAUUUUUAAUUCUUUUUCUUAUUAGAAAUAGUGAUGACUGAAAAAUUGAACAACUUGUUGCACUUUGUCUGAAAAAUAAUUGGAGCAUUCUUGAUUUUUUUUCUCUGAUUUUGUGAUUCAGUUAUUAUUAGAUGAAAAGGUUUAGCAUUUACUAAAGUGAAAAUUUGCAUGUACAAUUAAAGUCUGACCUUCUGCUGUACUGCUUUGCAUUUUAUUUGGAAAAGAUAAUAUUGCAGUAAUAAGGAAUCAAAAUAAUUAUUUGAAUUUCAAUUAUAGGAAUUUUUAAGAAAUAUUCAUAUUAAAUAUAAUGGUGUUUCAGAUUUUAUAGUAAUUACAGAACUUGAACUGGGGACAUGGUACUUGAUUCUGGAACUAAAUAUGUAUCUUUCAAAGAACAUGUAAAGAUAUCACUUUUUUUUUUGCCAAAAGUUAAGAUCUUCUCAUAGUUUGUAAUAUGUCUGUAAGAGGAUGUAAUAUUGUGCAUACAUAUGCAAAAUUGUGUAAAUAAAUAUAUUAUCAUAAACAUAUGAAAUUUUUGUAAGAUAUUUAAAAGAAAAAGUAAAUUUAAAAUUGAGUACAAAUAAUAGAAGUAAUAAGGUGUAGAAACUAUAAACAGCUCAAUUCAAUUUGCCAUGGCACUGGGAAAAUAAAGGGAAUUUUAAAGUCUUCAAUAAAAGAGGGAAAAUAUAGGGAAUUUUGAAAAUUUUCUUAAAAACCAAAAAAGUACAGAGAAUUUGAAAUUUAUUAGUUUUUGUCAUUUAAAAAAGGCUGAUUAUUUUAAAUACUGCAAAACUAAGAGAUUGCCAGAUCAUCAGCUCAGCUAAAUAAAGGGGGGUACUGUUAAACUGUGGGGGGGUACUGUUAAACUGUGGAAGCUUAUCCAUUUUCUACUCACUCCCCUUUCCUUCUGCAUUGAUCAGUCUAAAAAAGAAAAAAACAACGAUAUUGAAAUAGUGACAACAAGCUGCUUGAAUAUUAGUGGAGUUGAAUGUUUUAUAUUUGUGAAGAAUACACACAAAAAAUUAUCUGAAAUUCAUGUCCAAAAAUGUUGCUGUUUUAAAAGCUGAAUCGUAUUAAAUCCAUGUUUAUUAAAAGACAAUGCAGUAUUAUGUAAAAAUCGAAUAGUUGGUUUGGUUCAUAUGCACUCUAAAAUACAAAUUUCUGCUGCAUGUUCAUAAAGUGUAAAUAUCUUGUUUGUAAUUUUCCUGAAAAAAAAAAAAAAAAAGUGGAUACAAAGAAUAACUUGAUAAAUUUAGUGAAGAAAUUUACUUAAAUGAUUUGUAUUCUAACAGUUUGAGGUCAAAGAAUUUUCUGAUUUUUUGGGGGAAAUUAUAAAAAUAUUUCAUUUGUUGUAUAAUGGCAAUGUGGCCGUAGAAGGUGAAUUUAGUAUCAAGAAGGUUAUGAUUUUUGAAAAUCUCAAAGAAUAUUCUUUAAUUCAUCUAAGAACUGUGCAUGAUGCUAUAAACUUUUAUUAAAAAAAAUGUCUUAAACAAGAACUGUAACAAGAGAUUUGCUUCAUUAGGCAAAAUUAGUGUUUAUGAGGUAUUAAGGAGCUUUAGAAAAGCAGAAAAAAGAGCAGAGAGGAAAAAAAAAGUGAUAAAUACAAACUAGCUUUGUAUAUUAAAUUG
Molecule: messenger RNA, 6466 nt
Organism: Argiope bruennichi
Lineage: Eukaryota; Metazoa; Arthropoda; Arachnida; Araneae; Araneidae
Product: transmembrane protein 115-like
Exons: 3
Coding region: 237-1385 (382 amino acids)
Biological process (GO): retrograde vesicle-mediated transport, Golgi to endoplasmic reticulum
Cellular component (GO): Golgi apparatus; membrane
Source: RefSeq, a predicted model, not a curated record